This is a messenger RNA of Drosophila rhopaloa, 564 nucleotides long. RefSeq lists its product as uncharacterized. Bases 174 to 467 code for a protein of 97 amino acids. The transcript has a single exon. NCBI's taxonomy places the organism in Eukaryota, Metazoa, Arthropoda, Insecta, Diptera, Drosophilidae. The record is from RefSeq and is a predicted model, not a curated record.
CCAAAAUCUCGUGUGCGAUUUAACACAAAUAUCGUGAGCAAUUGUAAAUUUGCAUUGGAGGGGGAAAUACAACUCGAGGAGCAAUUCGCACCUUUCGGCAGGUGAAAUUUAACUUAUUUUGUUAACUUAUUUGCACACGCAGAUAUUGAAAUUCCCAAAAUCGUAACAACAUCAUGCUUAAAAGCCGAAAGCAUCAGCUCAGAUUUGUCAGUUUGUUUAGAAACCUUGCCAGAGACAUGAAAGCUGUGAUCGCUCUUAUCGGACUUGUAUUUUGCAUUGCUGGAGCAAUGGGAACACCUGUUUUAGUGGGAUUGCCUCUUCCGCUGCCAAUUGGAGUCGGAUUCGGAGUACUUGCUCCUCCACCACCACCGUCCUACGAUUACUAUCCGUACCCACAUCACCACCAUCAUCAUCAUCAUCAACCUGGAUAUGGCUACGAUUACGGAUAUGGAAACUAUGGAUAUUGAGAAACCAAAGGGUGGAAGUGGAAAAUAAUUUUAAAAUUUUUAAUCAGGCGCAAGCCUGAAAAUAAAACAAUAUUUAUUUCAUUAUUUAUAAAACAAA